GAACAAAUAUAAAACUAGUGGACAAAGAAAUAAAGAAAAACACUAAUUUCUGAAUUUAUCAAUAAAUACCCUACGCAUAACUUUGUUAUUGUACAUUUUCCAAUUUCAAGACAAGAAAAAACUUUUUUCUUUAAGACAAAAGAAACAUGGAUUUCUUCACCGAUCAAGUAAAGAAGAAGUUCUCCGACAAGAAACCGGAGAGCUCGGAUCCGGAACCGAACCACAACAAGAACAAACCAGAUCACACCGAGCCAACGACACAUAAACCGGUUUCCAACACCGAUCCAACAGCACAUAGGCCAGCUUCCAACGCUGAGCUCAUGGCUAGUGCCAAGAUCGUAGCCGAAGCUGCUCAAGCCGCUGCUCGUAACGAGUCAGACAAGCUGGACAAAGCUAAAGUCGCGGGAGCCACCGCUGAUAUCCUUGACGCCGCUUCUAGAUAUGGCAAGCUCGAUGAAAAGAGUGGUGUUGGUCAGUACCUCGAGAAAGCUGAACAAUAUCUCCACAAGUACGAAACUUCCCACUCUCACUCCUCCGGCGGCGGAAGCCACGGUACUGCUGGAACCGGUGGAAGCCACGGCGGUGUUGCAACCGGGGGAAGCCACGGCGGUGUUGGAACCGGGGGAAGCCACGGUGGUGGAGCUGGAGCACCGGCGUCUAAGAAAGAAGAUGAGAAGUCCGGAGGUGGCCAUGGGUUUGGAGAUUAUGCUAAGAUGGCUCAAGGUUUCAUGAAGUGAUCCAUUAACGUUUUAAUUAGUAGAGUAAAAAUAAUGAUGUCUGAUCAAUUAACGUUUUAAUUAGUGAGUAAAAAUAAUGAUGUCAGUAAUGAUCUUCUAUAAGUGGUUUUAUGAAUUAGUCACUGUUGGAUACUUGGAUUUGUGUAUGGUUGAGGAACAUUAUGAUGAUGUAAGUACUUUCUAAAUUAUUUUUUUUUUAGAUAUUUUUCUUGUUUUU
Camelina sativa (false flax) is the source of this 954-nucleotide messenger RNA. Lineage: Eukaryota; Viridiplantae; Streptophyta; Magnoliopsida; Brassicales; Brassicaceae. The record is from RefSeq and is a predicted model, not a curated record.